AAGCAGUGUCAGUGAUUGCUUUGACUGACUGCCUCUAUGGUUGCAUUUGCUGCGCAGUUAACGUAGUUGGCUAGUUUCUGUUUUCGAAUUGAGCAAAAUGGCAGCUAGUGUGUUAGCCCGACCCGAUCCAUUCGACUGUCGCAACGGUGACUUCGAUUACUAUCUGGAGCAGUUCGAACACUUUUUGGUGCUGAACGGGAUCGACGACGAAAGCAAAAAGAUACCGCUGUUCAUCACCCUUAUCGGUCAGGACGCUUACAAGAUACUGAAAGAAAGCUGUUUACCGGCUGAUCCGAAGGACAAAACGUUCGAGGAACUGAAAACAAUACUGUUGCAGUAUUUUGCACGUAGGCAGUUUUACAGUAGACACCAGAGACCAGGUGAGCAACUUGGAGCAUUUAUCAACGAUGUGAAGAGACUUUCGCUCAAGUGCGACUUUGGUCCGUUUGCGAAGGAAGCUCUACGCGAUAGAAUAGCCUGUGGAAAGAUACCGGAUGACACCAGUGAUAAGAAACCGUCCGGUAGUACUGCGCAAGCCAAACCGGUUCCACCGGCGAAGACCGCAGAGGUGAAACCAAAACCACCUAAAAAAACUGAUGAAGUCAGCAAAUCGAAGCAAGUUUCAAUACCAACCAGCACCAAACAGAGGGGACAAAAAACCGCUGAACCAAAAGAACAUAGGUGUAAAAUCUGUGGUCAUGAUGGUCACAAAGAAGCUGACUGUGCGCAUAAGGAUGCCUCUUGCUAUCUGUGUCGCAAAAAGGGACACAUUGCGUCCGUGUGUCGCGAGAAGAAUAAGCAAGCCGGACAACAACCGGUACAGGUGCAUGUUCACGUGCAGCAGAAUACGGCGAUGAAAAACUAGGCAUUAAGCCUUACUGCUUCCGGUCCGACGGUGGUAAAAACAAGCGGUAGUUUCAAGGGCAUUUAGUUUUGAAUGGAUUCCAGAUAAGCUUUUUAUCGUUUAGACAUUCAAGUGAUUUGAUAGGAAUUCGUGACUCCAUGGUAAUACCUUUGCGAUGUGUUUUUGGUACGUGUGAAUGUGUUGGAGUGGUUAUCAGGCACUAGUUACGGAGAUAAGGAUAAUAAACACAUCAAUUCAGAAGUUGAUCUGCUGCGUUAAAAUUUGAUUCCCAGCAAACUUAACAUCUGACAAUCUGUUAUAAUUGUUGAGUAUUCUGGUAAACAUAAAAACACAAAUAUCAUAUGGUUAAAACAUAAAAGAUUAAAGUUAAUUUGAAGUGAAAAAAAAUAUGACGGACAGUUGCAUAGCUGGAACCAGUUCCACUAGAAAUAUAUUAAAGACAAACCCAGUAUUGCAAUCAUUAUUAUCAAUUUAAACCCAAUAAAGAUAACUGGAUGAACGUUUUCCUGGUUUUAUUUUAAUGUUACACGCAGCGAAAAAAAUGUAAAAUUAACCAAAUUUGGGUUUUUUUAUUGAAAUAGUUACAAAAUGAAAUCUGGUUUGAUAUAGCAAAAAGGGCUGCUUGCUCACUAAAAAUAAUAAUAAAAAAAAUUAUCAUUUUUCAGAAUUAUCGGUAAACAAAAUAUAUUCAAAUGUUCUGCAUGAU
Messenger RNA from Malaya genurostris, 1571 nucleotides. RefSeq lists its product as uncharacterized. The coding region runs from base 98 to 865 and encodes 255 amino acids. The record is from RefSeq and is a predicted model, not a curated record. Gene Ontology annotation, molecular function: zinc ion binding; nucleic acid binding. The transcript has a single exon. Lineage: Eukaryota; Metazoa; Arthropoda; Insecta; Diptera; Culicidae.